Zingiber officinale is the source of this 821-nucleotide messenger RNA. RefSeq names its product photosynthetic NDH subunit of subcomplex B 3, chloroplastic-like. Lineage: Eukaryota; Viridiplantae; Streptophyta; Magnoliopsida; Zingiberales; Zingiberaceae. Gene Ontology annotation, molecular function: 2 iron, 2 sulfur cluster binding. Gene Ontology annotation, cellular component: chloroplast thylakoid membrane. The record is from RefSeq and is a predicted model, not a curated record. The transcript is spliced from 6 exons. Gene Ontology annotation, biological process: P450-containing electron transport chain. Bases 75 to 647 code for a protein of 190 amino acids.
ACACACAGCCGAGCGCUCCAGAUAAGGAGCCAACUGAACAAACUGCAUGGCGGAGCUUCAGGCGGCAACGAACAAUGGGACUUCUACAACUCAACCCUCCCGCCGUCUCCUCCAUUCCCACCAUCGCCCGGCGCUUCCCCCACACCUCCAGCUCCCUCAAGCUCCUCCGCCACUGCCGGCUCUUCGCCAUCGCCACGAACCCCGCGAGCAGCGACGGCAGCGCCGCGCCUGACAACGACGAACCGCCCUCCAUCGACUUCGCCUUCGUCCACCCGAGGCUGAUGCCGGACGGCCUGCCGGACGUGCAUUGCCGGUCGGCCUGCGGCGGCCAGAAGCUGAGGGACAUCAUGCUGGACCACAACAUCGAUCUUUACGGACCAUAUGACGGCCCACUGCUGAACUGCUCCGGAGGUGGCAUCUGCGGGACAUGCCUUGUGGAGGUGGUCGAUGGCAAAGAAUUGUUAAGCCUGCGAACUGACAAAGAAAAGAAAUUGCUCAAGAAGAAGCCCAAGACAUGGAGAUUGGCAUGCCAAACUGUGGUUGGGAACAAAGAUUCCAGAGGGGAACUUGUCAUCCAACAAUUGCCCGAUUGGAAGGUACAUAAUUGGGAGGAUCUAAGAGCAAGUGAGGAGCUUGAGUUUGAGUAGCAUAGUUUAUGAUGGAUAUGAUACCUGCUAUUUCCAAGUGCAAAGAAAGGUUAGUUUGUCUCCUUUGGAGUCUAAUAUGUGGAGAGAGGGAAAAAAAUGUAUGAAUAACAUGAAUAUUUUCUGGGAUCUGCAUGCAUUGUAUUGUGUUACACGGCAAAAUAGCUUCUUGUUCAA